AUGGAGAGGCUAAUGGACAAGGAGGUGCCAACCCUAGGCCACAACACUCACAACGCCAAGCUAGAGCUAUUGGCCCCCAUGAUGAGCCCAAUAUCCAUGGGCACAGAGCUGAACAUUGGUGUCUCUGAAGAUGCAUUUAAGCUAAGGUUGUUUUCAUUCUCUUUGGGAGACAAAGCUCACACAUUGGAGAAGAGCCUUUCACCAGAUUCAAUCACCACAUGGGAUGAGUGCAAGAAAGCUUUCCUCACCAAGUUCUUCUCUACUUCAAGAACUACUAAGCUAAAGAAUGAAAUCUCUGGAUUUCAUCAAAGGAAUCUUGAAGGCUUUAGAGAAGCAUGGGAAAGGUUCAACAGCUACAUCUCUCAAUGUCCUCAUCAGCUUAGUACUUUCUACAGAGGUGCUUUGCCCAAGUUUAGAAGCCAGCUUGAUACUGCUAGUAAUGGUUUCUUCUUGGGGAGAAUUGAAGCAGAUGCUUUGGACCUUGUAGAGAAUAUGGAUAAGAGUGAUUCAGUCUACAGUGAUGAGCAUGCUAGAAGCAUCAGAGGCAGUAGAGGUGAUGAUACAAACACCAAGAGAGAGUUAAAGGCUCUACAAGACAAGAUGGAUAUGCUUCUCUUGGAUAGAGUUAAACAAGAGAAGGUGAACUUUGUUGGCUUCCCCUCCCAAGGAAAUCAGUCUACACAAGGGCAAGCCGGAUCUUCUACCUCUGCUACACAAGAGAGUAGCACUGAUGCAAUGCUGAAACAGAUCUUGGAGUCUCAAACUAGAAAUGAGAAGCACAUUGGAUAUGAGCUGAAGAAUCUUCACACCAAAGUUGAUGGAAGCUACAAUGAUCUCAACAACAAGUUCUCAAACCUUGCUUCCAACUUCAAGGCUUUGGAGAACCAAUUUGCCUCUAUGAGUAGUAACUCCAAACGCCCUAUGGGGUCACUUCCCGGAACAUCUGAGCAAAAUCCCAUGGAGACAAUGAAAUCCAUCACCUUUAGGAGUAGUAAACAGCUGCCUCCUAGAGUUCUCAUUAGGGAUAAUGAGAAGCAAGAUGGGGGAGGUGAUCAUCAAUGUGGAUGA
Brassica oleracea var. oleracea is the source of this 1068-nucleotide messenger RNA. RefSeq lists its product as uncharacterized. The record is from RefSeq and is a predicted model, not a curated record. Lineage: Eukaryota; Viridiplantae; Streptophyta; Magnoliopsida; Brassicales; Brassicaceae. The transcript has 3 exons. The coding region runs from base 1 to 1068 and encodes 355 amino acids.